CAGAUUAUUGUGAAGAGUCUACAGAAGGAACUUGUCAGCCAUGGCUCACAGGAAGAGCUACACAUUUAGCCCUGGGCCAAAGGAGAAGCAACCAUCGUUCAGUGAUGAAGGAACAUUCAGGUUUCAUCCAGAGGAAAGUGAAGCGAGUCCUGCAUUGCCUGGUGGAGGACAGAUUCCAGGGAGCCCCGGAGGAGAUGAGUUUGUGUUUGUACAGGGCCAUGACGAUGUUUUCCAAGAGCUCCAGGACUCUGGAUCGAAAACGGCGACAGAUGACAUGACUAGAUCACCCUUGAAGGAAUCUACAAUGCAGACAAACGGUAAUAAUGCCUGCAACGUGGAAAGCUAUUAUUUCUUUGACGACAUUGUCACAAGUAAGCCUGAAAAAGCAAUGAAGGACAGAAACAACUUCAAAGACAUCUUUAAGAAGGUACUGAGUGAUAUUAGGUCAGGGAAAUCACCGAAAGCUGCUCGUACCAAAGCAGUGAGGCAAGACGGCACCACGGAAGGAAAUAAGUCAGAUGGGGGCAAGUCAAAGAUUCCUGGGAGACAGGAAAAGAGCCCAUGUAUCGGUCAGUUAGGUCAUAUUUCCGGAUCAGGAUCAGGUGCAAUUGGGAAACAGGAUAUAGAAACCUGUUCACAAAUGGAUAAUACUGAAACUGAAAGCAUGCUAGAAGAGGAUUGUUUGUCCAAUUCUUCUGAAACACAAAGUAUAGUUCGACCUGUGACACCUGGAAAUAUGUCUCAAGGAUAUUUAGAAUUAAGCAAUGACCACUUUGGAAAUGCAGCUGACUGUUCUUGUCAAGUUAGUCCUACAAAGUUAAAAGACUCUUCUGAAAAUGAUGGAAGCUCAAGUGAUCAAUCAAAGUUUUCACUUUGUGCCAAUGAUAGCUCUAAUAACAACCUUUGCAAUAGCUCUAAGACCUUCAUAGACACUGACUGGAUAUUUGGGACAUUUCCAUCUGACCAGAAGCAGUCCUAUCAAUCUAACAAUUCUCACAAUGAAGAUCCUCAAGAGCCGGUUACAGGCCAAAGCGACAGAACAGCAUCGACUGUUCAUUCUGUUCAAGAUGACAUAGCCGGUGAUAGUUCAUGUAGUGCAAUAGACGGUGCAAAAAAUUGUGUUCAAGUGCCGGAGAGCAAAAGUUGUUACAGUGCAAUAUCAAUAGAGGGUGAGGCUGACCUUAGUAAAGAUACUGAUGAAAACAAUGAGUACUCUAAUGAUGAUCUUGGGGACAACGUUGGAGGGAAAGAAACUGGUGCCAUCUCUGACAUCAAAGUUAGUUUAUGUGAGGAUGUUGCCGGUGAGAAAAAACCAAAGUCAGGUUGUGAGCUGGUGGUGGAUCGGGUCCAAUUCUCUCACGUGGUUUGGACUGUCAUGCGGUUCCUGAGUGACGCAGCCCUAGAGAAAGCAAGACGGACAUUCUCGGUUGGCGACGACCAGUUGAUGCGGAUACGCCAGCAGCAACCGGCCGGCGCCAAAUCCACCAACUCCAACUCGAACAUCUUUGCCUCGGUGAAGGAAGAAGACGAGGCGACAUCUGCCCCCCCUCCUCCCUCCUCCCCCUCGUUGCCAGGGCAACCUGCAGCCAAUCAGGAGAGUGCCUUUGAGGAUGUAUUCACGCCCAACUCGCUGACGGAAACGCAGAAGAAAGCUCGCAACAUGUAAGUCAUUGACUUGUUUAUACAUUGUAUUGUGUUUAUAGUACCGUGGUUUAGUAAUUCAUUCCCUUGACUUUCAUACAAGAGGUUGAGGUUUUGAACCUUUUCAUCUACAGUUGUCUCUUUUGACCCAGGUCAUCUUCAGUUGUCUCUUUUGACCCAGGUCAUCUACAGUUGUCUCUUUUGACCUAGGUCAUCUACAGUUGUCUCUUUUGACCCAGGUCAUCUUCAGUUGUCUCUUUCGACCCAGGUCAUCUACAGUUGUCUCUUUUGACCCAGGUCAUCUACAGUUGUCUCUUUUGACCCAGGUCAUCUUCAGUUGUCUCUUUUGACCCAGGUCAUCUACAGUUGUCUCUUUUGACCCAGGUCAUCUUCAGUUGUCUCUUUCGACCCAGGUCAUCUACAGUUGUCUCUUUUGACCCAGGUAUCUUAGAGUGGACCUGCCUCAUCUGCUUAGUGUUAGGGCAUCAGUCUCCAAGGAUUAAUCCAUUGACACUCUUGUGCAUUGGUAACAGGUUGUUGAAGCUAAAGCCAGGGUAAUAUUUUUGAAAGCAUUUUCAGAAGUGCUAAGGGAUAUUAUCGUUACUGUUGUUCUAUCUUUCAAAAAUUAAACUGUAAAUUCUCAAGCCAUGUAGUAAAAAAUAAAUGUACUGACUGGUUCAAGAAUUGCAUUGAAGCUUGUGAAAGCAUGAGUCCCCUCUUCGAGAUUUGAUA
Molecule: messenger RNA, 2373 nt
Organism: Strongylocentrotus purpuratus (purple sea urchin)
Lineage: Eukaryota; Metazoa; Echinodermata; Echinoidea; Camarodonta; Strongylocentrotidae
Exons: 2
Coding region: 41-1666 (541 amino acids)
Source: RefSeq, a predicted model, not a curated record